CACGAUUCCCCGACACACGGUUGACGACGCAGCGUUUGAAAUGGCUGUGACUCUGCACACGGACCUGGGAGAAGUGAAGAUCGAGCUGUUCUGUGAGCGAACACCGAGAGCGUGUGAGAACUUCCUUGCUUUGUGUGCCGGUGGCUUCUACAGCGGUUGCGUCUUCCACAGAAAUAUCAAAGGCUUCAUGGUUCAGACUGGAGAUCCCACAGGAACGGGUAAAGGAGGAACAAGUAUAUGGGGUCGCAAAUUUGAAGACGAGUACAGUGAGCACUUAAAGCAUAAUGUGAGGGGGGUGGUCUCAAUGGCGAAUAAUGGCCCCAACACGAAUGGAUCCCAGUUUUUCUUCACAUACGCCAAACAGCCCCAUCUGGACAUGAAGUACACGGUCUUUGGAAAGAUUAUCGAUGGCCUGGAGACGCUGGACGAGCUGGAGAAACUGCCCGUCAAUGAAAAGACGUUUCGACCGCUGACGGAAACGCGGAUAAAGGAUGUGACCAUUCACGCCAACCCCUUCGCUGGAUAACCCAUCUGGACUUCAACACGCUGACAGGCUUUUAACACAGUCAUGAACUCAGAUAUUUUCCAAUAAACAAAGUGUUACAGUGUGUGGUACCUGGCCAUUGUUAAAUUGCUACAAAUUAAAUUGACACCAAUAAGUGAACGACUGAGGCUGUCAAAUGCUAAGUUGUCUUAACAAAAUUUGUAAUCAUUUUAAAUUUUGUUUGAUUUUGACCUGUUUUAGCCGAAUCUGUUACUGUUAAUUAUAAGAAAUGCUUAUUUUCCUUUUAAACUGAUUCCAGUAUCUCUAAGCAUUUGUAAUGGAAAUUAUACUUAACCUGUUAAUUUCCGUGUUUUCACAAACAUUGAAACAAUAGAAAUAAAACACGUUUUUUGUCUUUAUACGACACUGCUGUUUC
Limanda limanda (common dab) is the source of this 920-nucleotide messenger RNA. It is a transcript of the gene ppil3, whose product is annotated as peptidylprolyl isomerase (cyclophilin)-like 3. Bases 41 to 526 code for a protein of 161 amino acids. Gene Ontology annotation, cellular component: catalytic step 2 spliceosome. Gene Ontology annotation, molecular function: peptidyl-prolyl cis-trans isomerase activity. The record is from RefSeq and is a predicted model, not a curated record. Lineage: Eukaryota; Metazoa; Chordata; Actinopteri; Pleuronectiformes; Pleuronectidae. The transcript has 6 exons. Gene Ontology annotation, biological process: protein folding; protein peptidyl-prolyl isomerization.